AAAUAAAAUAAAUAAAUAAAUAAAAAAAAUAAAACAAAGUCACCCAUCCAACUAAUCCAUAGUGACAGAAAGCAGGUCAGUGGUUAUGUGGGGACAGUGUAGGGGAGGAGGCGAAGGUCAGAGGUGGUGCAAAGAAAUUUUGGGGGAUGAUGGAUAAUUUCCCUAUCUUGAUUGUGUGUACAGUUUCAUGGGUAUAUAUAUAUGCCAAAACGUAUCAAAUUGCACACUUUAAAUAUGUGCAGUUUAUUGUAUGCCAAUUAUACUCCAUGAAGCUGUGAACAAAAGGCUCCUAUCUGGUCAGAGGCAGCGGAGGGACAAGGGCACACAUCUUGUGCUUCAUGGUCUUCACACCCUGCUAAUCCCAGCACUGUCUUAAAACCAAAGCUUAUUAUAAGUCAUAAAAGUACCUUUUCCCAUACUGUCAUUUUUUAAAACUCUGUAUUUCUAAAUUUUCUAUAAUAAAACAUAAUAAUACCCUUAAAACAAGUAGCAAAUGCCCUUCAGCAGUUCCAAUCUGACCUGGUCCUUAGAUGGAAGUGUACCCUACAGAAUUGGGAAGGGGUGGGGAACAGAGAAAGGUGUGAUUUGUUCUUUUUUUGCUAUGUUCAUCUCGAGCAAUGCAUGUGAAAAAUAUCUUUUCUGGAUGCAUCCAGUGAAUUUAAUUUAGGAUAAAAAAAAUUGAGAGGAACCAGGUUUCUAUGAUAGGACUGUGGUUUGUGGUGGUAGCUGGUGGUCCCCACUAGGUUGAAAUAGUUUCUGAACAACCCCCAGAUGAGGAAGAGGCAGGAAGCCGUCUAGGAAGUACCAACUCUUCUUUUUCUCCUUCUUUCCCUGAUCAAACACCCCGGGCCACCAGGUUUGGCCAGCUUCCAGAGGUCCAACAUGGCUUCUUUGUGGAGAAUAUGAAAGUGCAGAGAUAAAGAGACAGCAUCUCACUAUGUUAUCCAGGUUGGGUCUCAAACUCCUGGCCUCAAGUGAUCCACCCAACUCAACCUCCCAAAGCAUUGAGAUGACAAGGCCAACCUUUUACUUGAGAUCCACAUCAUGGUCCUGUCGUGUGGGGAACUGGCCUCUGGGUCCCAUGCCCCGCAGCUCUGGUCCAGUGAGCAAAGAUUGAAGCGCUCGUGAAGGACAUGCAGAACCCAGAGACAGGGGUCCGAAUGCAGAACCAGAGGGUCCUGGUCACCAGCGUUCCUCAUGCCAUGACAGGAAGUGAUGUUCUGCAAUGGAUCGUCCAGCGGCUUUGGAUCUCCAAUCUGGAGGCACAGAACUUGGGCAACUUUAUUGUCAGGUAUGGCUACAUUUACCCCCUGCAAGACCCCAAGAAUCUCGUUCUCAAGCCUGAUGGCAGCCUCUACCGAUUUCAGACACCGUAUUUCUGGCCCACCCAGCAGUGGCCAGCUGAAGAUACCGAUUACGCCAUCUAUCUGGCCAAGCGAAAUAUCAAGAAGAAAGGAAUUUUGGAAGAAUAUGAAAAGGAAAAUUACAAUUUCUUGAACCAAAAAAUGAACUAUAAGUGGGACUUUGUCAUUAUGCAGGCCAAAGAGCAGUACAGGGCUGGAAAGGAGAGGAACAAAGCAGACAGAUAUGCCCUGGACUGCCAGGAGAAGGCAUACUGGCUGGUGCACCGAUGCCCGCCUGGAAUGGACAAUGUGCUGGACUACGGCCUGGACCGAGUAACCAAUCCGAAUGAAGUCAAGGUAAACCAGAAACAAACAGUCAUUGCUGUCAAAAAAGAGAUCAUGUAUUACCAACAGGCCUUGAUGAGGUCCACAGUGAAGUCUUCCGUGUCCCUGGGAGGGAUUGUGAAAUACAGUGAGCAGUUCUCAUCCAACGAUGCCAUCAUGUCAGGCUGCCUUCCCAGCAACCCCUGGAUCACCGAUGACACCCAGUUCUGGGACUUAAAUGCCAAAUUGGUGGAAAUCCCAACCAAGAUGCGAGUGGAACGAUGGGCCUUCAACUUCAGCGAACUGAUCCGAGACCCUAAAGGUCGACAGAGCUUCCAGUACUUCCUCAAGAAAGAAUUCAGUGGAGAGAAUCUGGGGUUCUGGGAAGCCUGCGAGGAUCUGAAGUACGGAGACCAGUCCAAGGUCAAGGAGAAAGCAGAGGAGAUUUACAAGCUGUUCCUGGCCCCAGGGGCGAGGCGCUGGAUCAACAUAGACGGCAAGACCAUGGACAUCACAGUGAAAGGGCUGAAGCACCCCCACCGUUAUGUGCUGGACGCCGCACAAACCCACAUUUACAUGCUCAUGAAGAAGGAUUCUUAUGCUCGCUAUUUAAAAUCUCCGAUCUAUAAGGAAAUGCUGGCCAAAGCUAUUGAACCUCAGGAAACCACCAAGAAAAGCUCCACCCUCCCUUUUAUGCGGCGUCACCUGCGAUCCAGCCCAAGCCCUGUCAUCCUGAGGCAGCUGGAAGAGGAAGCCAAGGCCCGAGAAGCAGCCAACACUGUGGACAUCACCCAGCCGGGCCAGCACUUGGCUCCCAGCCCCCAUCUGACUGUGUACACCGGGACCUGUGUGCCCCCGUCUCCUUCUAGCCCCUUCUCCUCCUCCUGCCGCUCCCCCAGGAAGCCUUUCGCCUCACCCAGCCGCUUCAUUCGGCGACCCAGCACCACCAUCUGCCCCUCACCCAUCAGAGUGGCCUUGGAGACCUCAUCAGGCUUGGAGCAGAAAGGGGAGUGCAGCGGGUCCAUGGCCCCCCGUGGGCCCUCCGUCACUGAGAGCAGCGAGGCCUCCCUUGACACCUCCUGGCCUCGAAGCCGGCCCAGGGCACCUCCUAAGGCCCGCAUGGCUCUGUCCUUCAGCAGGUUUCUGAGACGAGGCUGUCUGGCCUCACCUGUCUUUGCCAGGCUCUCACCCAAGUGCCCUGCUGUGUCCCACGGGAGGGUGCAGCCCCUGGGGGACGUGGGCCAGCAGCUGCCACGACUGAAAUCCAAGAGAGUAGCAAACUUUUUCCAGAUCAAAAUGGAUGUGCCCACGGGGAGCGGGACCUGCUUGAUGGACUCAGAGGACGCUGGAACAGGAGAGUCGGGUGACCGGGCCACAGAAAAGGAGGUCAUCUGCCCCUGGGAGAGCCUGUGAGGGAAAGGCAGGCAGAGCUGGGGGCUCUGGACCAGGAAGAUGCUCUGACAGAUGCCAUGGGAUGGGCCACAGGACACACUUACUCGAGAACCAAAGUGCAUUUGAGUGACAUUUGAGGGUUGGGGAGACAAGAUGGGGUAGAUUGUGGCAAAGAAUGCUCUGGCUGGUUACCAGGGGCCAACUCCUUCUCCUCCUGACCCUCCCUCCCUUGGGCAGAAGAAAGGCAUGUAGACCAGGAGACUUUCCCUGCUGCCUUAAAAACAAUAAAAGGUUAACUUUAAGUUUCUUGGAA
This is a messenger RNA of Macaca mulatta (Rhesus monkey), 3372 nucleotides long. It is a transcript of the gene RGS9, whose product is annotated as regulator of G protein signaling 9. Gene Ontology annotation, cellular component: neuron projection; plasma membrane; cytoplasm. Gene Ontology annotation, biological process: G protein-coupled receptor signaling pathway; positive regulation of GTPase activity; intracellular signal transduction. Lineage: Eukaryota; Metazoa; Chordata; Mammalia; Primates; Cercopithecidae. The record is from RefSeq and is a predicted model, not a curated record. Gene Ontology annotation, molecular function: GTPase activator activity.